UAAUUUAAAAUGGUAUUGUAGAGAGAAACUGUUUUAACUUUUAAGCAAGAUGGAAUCAAUGAAAUGGUAUAACUUGUGUCACAAUUCUUGUUCGCAUAGAAAUAUUCCAAGACUGUUUCACAAGUAAAGUGAUUCCCUCCUUUAGUUAAUGGUUGGGAAUCAUUGCCUUGCUUCACAAAUUAUUAUUCCUAUCUUGCUUUAUUUGUGGGUAACUUUUUAACAUCAUAUAUAAAUUGCGUAAAACUUGUCCUUAUUAACCUUCUUUCUUCAUACAACCUGAACCUCUCUAGCAUUUUAAUUAUUCAAGACUUACAAUAUGGCUGAGGCUGUCAUUGAAAUUGUGCUUGAGAAAUUGAGCUCACUCAUCCAAAAAGAGCUUGGCCUAUUUUUCGGGUUCGAUCAAAACUUUAAAAGGCUUGCCAGCUUGCUCACUACCAUCAAGGCUACGCUUGAAGAUGCUGAGGAGAAACAGUUCUCGGACAAAGCUAUCAAGGAUUGGCUACAAAAGCUAAAAGAUGCUGCUAAUGUCCUCGAUGACAUCUUGGACGAGUGUGCGACUGAUGCUUUGGAAUUUGAGUACGAAGGACUCAAGUGCGGCCUACCAUACAAGGUACAAAGCUCUUGCUUAUCCUCUUUUCAUCCCAAGCAUGUUGUUUUCCGUUACAAAAUUAAUAAGAAAAUGAAAGGGAUACGAGAGAGAUUAGAUGAAAUUGCAGAAGAAAAGAAUAAGUUUCAUUUAACUGAGAUAGUUAGAGAGAAGAGAAGUAGAGUCCUUGAAUGGCGUCAAACCACCUCAAUCAUUUCUCAACCUAAAGUUUAUGGGAGAGAUGGAGACAAAGAUAAAAUUACAGAUUUUUUGGUUGGCAAUGCUUCUGGUUCAAAGGAUUUAUCUGUCUAUCCAAUUGUUGGUCUAGGUGGACUUGGAAAAACAACACUUGCCCAACAUAUCUUCAAUCAUGAAAGGGUAAUCAAACACUUUGAGCUGAGAAUGUGGGUGUGUGUUUCAGAAGAUUUUAGUUUGAAGAGAAUGACAAAAUCUAUUCUAGAAUCAGCAUCUGGGAAACCUUGCGAUGAUGCAGAUCUAGAGUUUUUGCAGCGAAAGCUUCUAGGUUUUAUACAAAGCAAAAGAUAUUUGCUUGUACUGGAUGAUGUGUGGGAUGAUAAACAAGAGAAUUGGCAAAGGUUGAGAUCUGUAUUAGCCUGUGGAGGAACAGGUGCUUCAAUUUUGAUCACUACUCGUCUGGUAAAGGUUGCAGAAAUCAUGGGAACAAUACCACUGCAUGAUAUAUCAAAGCUAUCUGACAAAGAUUGUUGGGAAUUGUUUAAACAACGAGCUUUUGCACCAAAUGAGGAAGAAGCCGCGGAGCUUGUGGUCAUUGGACUAGAGAUAAUAAAAAAGUGUGGGGGAGUGCCUCUUGCGGCAAUCGCACUAGGAAGUCUAUUGCGUUUUAAAAGAAAGGAAACCGAGUGGCUCUUUGUGAAGGAAAGCAAGUUGUGGAGCUUACAAGAUGAAGAUUAUGUCAUGCCUGCCUUGAGAUUGAGUUACUUGCAUUUGCCUGUAAAACUAAGACAAUGUUUUGCCUUAUGUGCCUUAUUUUCUAAAGAUGAAAAAAUAAGCAAGCAAUUUCUAGUUGAGCUUUGGAUUGCAAAUGGCUUUAUUUCAUCCAAUGAAAAGUAGGACGAGGAAGAUAUUGGUAAUGGGGUGUGGAAUGAAUUAUACUGGAGAUCAUUUUUUCAAGAUAUUGAGACGGAUAAAUUUGGCAAAAUUACAAGUUUCAAGAUGCAUGAUCUUGUUCAUGAUCUUGUUCAAUCAGUUUCAGAAGAGGUGUGCUGCAUUACAGAUAACGAUGACAUGCCUAGUACGUCUGAUAAAAUCCGCCAUCUCACAUUUUAUAAUAAAGGUUCAUUGAUUGAAGUGGAUUCAACCCGGUUGCAUAGCAUCAAGUCGUUGAAGACCUACGUGCCACCGUCUGGUUGUUGUCACAUACAUUUACCUCAUAUAUUGAAAUUUUAUUCUUUACGGGCUCUUGAUUUCAAAUAUAUUAAAGAUGUUCCCUCUUCAAUUAGUCAUUUAAAAUAUCUAAGGUAUUUGAACCUUUCUUGGGGUGACUUUGAAACUCUUCCAGACUCGAUAUGUAAGUCGUGGAAUUUGCAGGCGUUGAAGUUAGACAGAUGUUAUCGCCUCCGAAACUUGCCUGCUAAUUUGAUACGCUUGAAAUCUUUACAACAUCUAUCUUUGAUUGACUGCUACAACUUAUCAAGUUUACCACCCCAAAUAGGGAAGUUGACUUCCCUGAGAACUUUGAGCAUAUAUGUCGUCGGCGAGAAAAGAGGGUCACUUUUGGCAGAGCUAGGGCAAUUGAAUCUUAAAGGAGAGCUUCACAUUAAGAACCUUGAGAGAGUGAAAUGCGUAGAAGAUGCUAAAGAAGCCAAUAUGUUAAGCAAGCACCUAGACAUUUUGAAGUUGUCAUGGGGGGGAACUAAAAUGUAUCAAUUACAAGAAAAUGUUGAGCAGAUUCUUGAAGUGCUUCAACCUCAUACCCAAGAGCUUCAAGAAUUGUGCGUGAAAGGAUAUCCAGGUGCCCAUUUCCCACAAUGGAUGUGUGGUCUUGCUCUAAAAUAUAUAAAGUGUUUAUUUCUUAAUGAUUGUGAAAAUUGUCUAGCCCUUCCACCAUUGGGGAAACUACCAUUUCUAAAGAAACUAAGUAUAACUAACAUGUGUCGCGUAAUAUACAUAGACAAAGAGUCCUAUGAUGGUGGAGUUACAGGAGGUUUCAUAGCACUAGAGUAUCUGCGGUUGUCUUAUUUGCCAAACUUACUAAAAUUAUCAAGUGAGAAUGGAGAAAAUAUGUUCCAACACCUUUUUGAACUUAAUAUAGAUGAAUGUCCUAAUUUGUUGGGUUUGCCUUACCUUCCAUCUCUCAAGGAUAUGUAUAUAUCAGGAAAAUGCAAACAUGAAUUACUAAGUUCAAUUCAUAAACUUGGUAGUCUUGAAACCCUUCAAUUUUACAGGGUUGAAGAUCUAACACGUUUUCCACAUGGGAUGCUAGGAAAUCUCACUUCUCUUAAGACAUUGUUUCUUUGGCAUUGCUCAAAAAUAGAAAGUUUGGAUGAGGUUUUACAACAUAUGACUUCCAUUCAAUUGUUAACAUUGAUUCAUCUUCCAAACUUGGCAUCCUUACCUGACUCGUUAGGAAACCUUAGUUCGCUUUUCAGUCUACAAAUUUCAGAUUGUCCGAAGUUGAAGUGUCUUCCAAUGUGCAUUCAAAACCUUAUGGAUUUGAAACAUUUGGGAAUUUUUGGUUGUCGUGAGUUAAAGAAACGGUGUGAAAGGGAAAUAGGCGAGGAUUGGCAAAAAAUAUCUCACAUUCAAGAUAUUCAAAUAUCUAGUUUCUAAUUAAUUUGAAGAGGAGAAUACUAUAUAUUUGCAGGGUGGUGCAUUUUGCUCUCAGGAUCUAAUUUCAGCACAAAAUUUCUUCAAUUGAUCAAGUUGAGAAACACAUUGAUAGUGAGUUGAAUUUUACUUCAUUUGUACUUUUUCUUUUCCAUUUGUAAUUUAAAUAAUGUGUAAAUUUACGCUUUUUUAAGAAAAAUUGAAAGGGCAGAACCAUCAUUAUAUAUUUUACAUUCAAAAACAAGCAAUAAAAAAAAAACCUUUUAUUGGAGAAUUCAAGUUUUAUAUGAGAAACUAUUUAAACAAAGUUCUCAUUUAAAGGUCUUUUUAAAAAAAUUCUUGUUAAUUUUUUUUAACAAAAUGAUGAUACACACUAGCUUAAUGAAAUCUAUGUUGUGUUGUGAGGGGGAGCUUCAUUGGUUGGAUUAACACAUUGGGCUUUGAGAGUAACAUCAAACAAGUGAGUUGGACACCACACCUCAACUCUUCUAACCAAUAUAAUAUGGGACUUAAUUCACAUCUGAUGUAUCUCAAUAUCUCGUCUCAAGUGUGAGUUACCACUUUUGGGCUUGAGGUCUCACUAGUUGGAUCAAUACAUCGGACAUUGGGAGCAACCAUGUGAUAUAAGUGAGUUGGACACCACAUCUUCAUCUAAAAUUUUAAGGCAUUAAGCUAACGGGUCCUCUUACUUAUUUCUUGUUUAACCCUAACUUUUCCAACCAAUGUGAAAAUUAACUCACACUUAAUAUAUCUCAACGAUAUAUUUAUCAUGGUAUGCGGUUUUCUGCUCUUGUUCAACAAUCAACGUAUAUAAAAAAUGAUAAAAAAAAACUUGUUCAACAAUCAAUCCAUAUAAAAAAUGAUAAAAAAAAAA
Trifolium pratense (red clover) is the source of this 4268-nucleotide messenger RNA. Its product is annotated as putative disease resistance protein RGA3. The transcript is spliced from 2 exons. The record is from RefSeq and is a predicted model, not a curated record. Gene Ontology annotation, biological process: defense response to other organism. Lineage: Eukaryota; Viridiplantae; Streptophyta; Magnoliopsida; Fabales; Fabaceae. Gene Ontology annotation, molecular function: ADP binding. Bases 317 to 1678 code for a protein of 453 amino acids.